UAGAAAAAAAAAGAAAAAAAGAAAAAGCUGAACCGUCAAAACAUAAACAGAGCAGGCAAUCUUAUGUGAACGCAGCUAGCUCGCAAUAUAGUCUGACUUUUCAAAAAAGCUUUAUGCACGCAUUCCUCAUGUCGUGUGUUUUUCGUCAUAGAGUUCCUAGUCAAGGCACUUAGCUCAUUUGCUGAGUAGCGAGGUGGAGCAAAUAAAUCUGCAAUAAAGAUUAAGACUAAACUAAGAAGUACGCCUCGUCGGGCCUUCGACUACAGGUUGUACCUCGGGUCGACGCAGGACUUCACAGAUACAAUGGCUGAGGCUGACGGCAAAUCCACGGUGCUUAACGGUGGCUCUGAAGAAAAGGAGCCUGGAGAAGACCGAAGCAAAGAGGGGCAAACACAGUCUUCCUCUCUAAAUGCUCCCAAAGAAACAGCUGAAGCAUCUGGAGACAAAUCUAUGCCAGAUGUAGAAGGAGAGACGGGCACAACCAGGGAGGGAGAAGAGGAUGAAGAUACAGACAGCAUGGACGGCAGCGGCCUCUACUCUUUAACUGAGGAUGGUGAAAGGGAGAGCGAGGGAGGAAGGCGAGAGAAGGCCAAAGAAAAAGAUGGUGGGAAAAGGGCAGCUAGAAAGAGAAACAGACCUGGCGGCGGCACUAACCACUCCUCAAGUUCAGAUGAUGAUGACGACGACGAUGAUGAUGAUGAAGAAGAACAGAAAGAUGAUGAUGACGACGACGAUGAUGAUGAAGCUAUGGAGGCAUGGCUCGGGGCAGAGCUCCGUGACAUGCGUGGUCCUGUGUGGCGUGCAGUACCCUCGCUGCGCUCCAGAGAGAUCGGCAGGGACUCACACCAGUUUGUGAGGCGUGUGUGUGGGGCUCGUGGCCUCGUGCAAAGGCUGGAGCUCCAAGGCCGAUUAGAGAGGCAUACAGGUUGUGUCAACACAUUGCAUUUCAAUCCAUCAGGCACACGCCUGGCAUCAGGCAGCGAUGACCUGCGCGUGGUGAUCUGGGACUGGGCCAUCCGUCGUGCUGAACUGGAGUUUGACAGUGGACACAAGAGCAAUGUCUUUCAGGCAAAGUUCCUGCCUCACAGUGGGGACUCCACCUUGGCCAUGUGUGCUCGUGAUGGUCAGAUCAGAGUGGCUGAGCUUUCUGCCACACAGCGCUGCAAGAACACGAAACGGGUUGCACAGCAUAAAGGCGCUGCACACAAGCUGGCCCUUGAGCCAGAUUCACCUUGCUCCUUUCUGUCAGCUGGAGAGGAUGCUGUUGUAUUUGGUAUUGACUUGCGUCUAGACCGCCCUGCCAAUAAACUGGUGGUUGUAAAGGAGGGUGAUAAAAAAGUGGGGCUGUACACCAUCUUUGUGAACCCAGCAAAGACACACCACUUUGCUGUUGGCGGGAGAGAUCAGUAUGUGAGGAUCUAUGACCAGAGGAAGAUUAAUGAAAAUGAUAACAAUGGUGUACUGAAAAAGUUUUGUCCCUCACAUCUGGUAUCCAGUGAGUCUAAAACCAACAUAACCUGCCUUGUGUACAGUCACGAUGGCACAGAGCUCCUGGCUAGUUACAAUGAUGAAGACAUCUACUUGUUUGACUCCGACCACAGUGAUGGGGCAGACUAUCUCAGGAGAUAUAAGGGUCACCGCAAUAAUGCCACAGUGAAGGGGGUGAAUUUCUAUGGGCCAUGCAGUGAGUUUGUGGUCAGUGGCAGCGACUGUGGGCACAUCUAUCUAUGGGACAAAUACUCUGCUCGUAUUGUCCAGUUUAUGGAGGGAGACCGAGGAGGAGUGGUGAACUGUUUGGAGCCACAUCCACAUCUGCCAGGUAUGGCUACCAGUGGGCUGGAUCAUGACAUCAAACUGUGGGCCCCCACAGCUGAAACCCCCACAGGACUCAAGGGUCUCAAAGAGGUAAUGAAGAAAAACAAACGGGAGCGUGACGAGGACAGUGUGCGCCACGGCGAUCAGUACGACACCCAGCUGUUGUGGUUCCUGAUGAGACACAUGAGAAACAGGAGACCUGCAAGGGCCCGCCGUGAGGGUGCAGAUGCAGACACAGAUGAUUCUUGGAGUUCUCCAGAUUCCUCAGAUGAAGAGGACGGAGGUCCAGAUCACGUCCAGUGCAUGUCAUCAUGAGCCACACACAUACAUAAACACACACACACACACAUACAUUAACACACACACAUACAUAAACACACUUUAUUGCCCUUGAAUUGAUGCACAUAGGCAAGCACUAUUGACACACUGGCACAUUCAAACACUGACGAGCCACAGACUUUUUUAACACACAAACACAGAUAAACACACAUUUACUUAAACAUACUGUUGAAGCAGAGUGAUAGUGACAGAGAUGCUUAGCGCCAGGUUUAUCAGCAGUUACGAGUGUGCAUAUGGCAACUACAGACACACUUCCAGAAUCCCUUUCUAGUUUUGUUUUUUUGAGACUUUUUCAAAGAGGUGAGGUUAGUAACUGCUUUUACACCCCUAUGAACCAUUUGGAGGUCCUUGGCUGUCCAUACAUCAAUUAAAUGCUCUGUCUAGGCCCAGAAUGAUGUACUGUGUGUAUAUGGCAACAUAUACAUCCAGCUUUAGGCAACCUGUAGUAAGCUAUACAUCACCAGCACACAAUCCCCUUUCUCUUAGUAACACACCUCUUGCUUUUGACCUUUCUGUGUUGAGGAGGGGUUUAUACACUCAAGCCAUCCCCUAAAUGUGACUUCCUUUAAGAUUUGAACUUUGAGGGAGAGCCCAGCGGCCCCCGCUCCCAGUAUCAUACUGAUUCUUAGGCUGUUAGCUCAAACAGCUGAUUGCAUCUAUCACUUGUUUGCUCCCAGAGAAGUACUAACUCUCUUCGUGCUGCAUUAUCCUACAUGCUGCCCUCAGCCACUCCCUCCUCUCCUCCUUCCAUCAUCUGCCCCCAUCACUACUGAGUGCACUUUGAAUCAGGGAUGCUUUAGUUUGAGACACAGACAAAAUGUGCACUGAGUGUGUGAUAGGAAAAUCCAGUUUAGGUUUUUUUUUUUUUAUGUUUUGUUUUUUUUCUGAGACGGGGGUGUUUUGCACUUAAGUGUUUCAUGACUUGAGAAGAGGUGGUUUCCUUUGUUUUGACCACCCUUUCCUCACCUCUUUCUUCCUCUUCCUCCCUCAGUCUCUAUUUAGUUCGCCUCUCAGUGAUCACAGAAAUUGAGAGGUAGAAGGUGUUCAGCAUAUGUGUAGGAAUUAAGGACUGAUUUGGGGCUCUGUUGGGGAAUUUGUCAUUUUAAAGAGCCAGAAACGACCUGGAUUAAUUGCAGUUGAAACACUGCCUAAGAGCCAAUAGAGAUGGGAGUGAUAAAGGGCUGCAGAUGUUUAUGUGGUUCCUUAAAGAAAUUUGGACAUUAACUUUCAGUUUCUUGCCAUGAAUCUUGAACAAGGGAGAAAUGGCUAGCCUGGUUCAGUCCACAUAGCAGCACAUUUGAAUCUCUCCACUUAUCACAUUUUAUGUUGUUUGUUUAAGCUGUAUGACAAUCUUAAUUGUCACUGAGGAUGGUGGAGAGUAACCAGAAAGGAAGUUUGCUAGGCUUUGAGAUUUGGCUUAAAGAAUUGACAUACAGUGUUAUAACUUAGUGCUUAUUAGUUGGUUUGGUUAUCUCUGGACAGACCCAGCCUAGCCACAUCCCUGGGUUGCAUCCCCUUUGUAUAAAACAAUGCUAAGUACCUGAUGGUGUUAGCUUCACAUUUAGUAUAUUUAAUAAGCCUGACCAAUGUAUCAUCUAGCUUAUGGCAAGAACAACAAAAGAAAAGGUUUAAAAAUGAAUUCCACCUGAGCCAGGUCGGGUGUUAGCAGCCAGCACAUCACUCCUGUCUCUGUGCUGUGUUGACAGCAGCUCAAAGAUGAGGAUGGGGGGGAGGAGCAGAGUCAAUAUGCUUGCCAGUCAUUUGUUGUGUGAGAGCGAUAAAAGUCCAGCUUUUCUCAUUUUCUAUGAGAACUGUAGUUAGUUGAAUUUAUAUGUAUAUAUAUAAAUAUAUAAUAAAACUGUAAAAAAAAAAAGAA
Molecule: messenger RNA, 4030 nt
Organism: Pundamilia nyererei
Lineage: Eukaryota; Metazoa; Chordata; Actinopteri; Cichliformes; Cichlidae
Gene: dcaf8
Product: DDB1 and CUL4 associated factor 8
Exons: 13
Coding region: 304-2130 (608 amino acids)
Cellular component (GO): Cul4-RING E3 ubiquitin ligase complex; cytoplasm
Molecular function (GO): protein binding
Source: RefSeq, a predicted model, not a curated record